CCGAGUGAACCUGGGCUUUGGGGGGUGAUCAUGGGCGGCUGAGGGGUGCCGAGUCCGAAGGCGGCCCGUGCCGGCGGCCAUGGCCGAGGACUACUGGGACUCGUAAUAACAGUAGUUGCCGCUCAGUGACUCCUGCCCAUUACCUCGCCAUGGAUCGGAUGAAGAAGAUCAAGAGGCAGUUGUCCAUGACUCUGCGGGGGAGCCGGACAGUCGAGAAGAACCUCAACGAACCCAUCAAUAUUGAGGAGAACAACAGCAGUGAUAAUGGCCCCACAGUGAAGAGUGUGCGUCCCAGCACCUCCCGCAGCGUUCACGCCUUCCUGCACCACUACGCAGGCUCUCUCCGCAGGCCUCGUCUGGCCAUCAGCUGCAGCCUGAGUGCUCACCUCAACCGUGCCGCCCGACUAGAAAUCGUCCAUGAAGACCUCAAGAUGGGCUCAGAUGGUGAGAGUGACCAGGCAUCAGCGACCUCAUCUGAUGAGGUGCAGUCUCCAGUCCGGGUGCGCAUGCGGAACAAUCCAACGCGCAAGAUCUCCACUGAGGACAUUAACAAGCGCUUGUCCCUCCCAGCUGAUAUCCGGCUGCCUGAAGGCUACCUGGAGAAACUGACCCUCAACAGCCCCCUGUUUGAUAAGCCCUUGAGCAGGCGGUUACGUAGGGUAUCUCUGUCGGAGAUUGGUUUUGGGAAGCUGGAGACGUAUGUGAAGCUGGACAAGCUAGGAGAGGGGACAUAUGCCACAGUCUACAAGGGAAGGAGCAAGCUCACGGACAACCUGGUGGCCUUGAAGGAGAUUCGCCUUGAGCAUGAAGAGGGAGCACCUUGCACAGCUAUCCGGGAAGUUUCACUUCUAAAAGAUUUGAAACAUGCCAACAUUGUGACCCUGCAUGAUAUCAUACAUACAGAGAAAUCCCUCACGCUUGUCUUCGAGUAUUUAGAUAAAGACCUGAAACAGUAUCUAGAUGAUUGUGGCAACGUAAUAAAUAUGCACAAUGUGAAGUUGUUCCUGUUCCAACUGCUGCGUGGUCUAGCCUACUGCCACCGUCAGAAGGUGCUGCACCGAGACCUCAAGCCCCAGAACUUGCUCAUUAAUGAGAGAGGGGAGCUCAAACUAGCAGAUUUUGGACUAGCCCGGGCAAAAUCCAUUCCCACCAAGACUUACUCGAAUGAGGUGGUAACACUUUGGUACCGGCCACCUGAUAUCCUGUUGGGCUCAACUGAAUACUCCACACAGAUUGACAUGUGGGGUGUAGGCUGCAUCUUCUACGAGAUGUCCACAGGACGACCGCUUUUCCCAGGCUCCACCGUUGAGGAGCAGCUGCACUUCAUCUUUCGGAUAUUGGGGACACCCAGUGAAGAAACCUGGCCUGGAAUCCUGUCCAAUGAAGAAUUUCGAGCCUAUAAUUACCCCAAGUACCGUCCUGAGGCCCUGAUCAACCAUGCUCCUAGACUGGACAACGAUGGGGCUGACCUCCUAGGGAAGCUGCUGCAGUUUGAGGGCAGGAAGCGGAUCUCUGCAGAUGAGGCCAUGCGGCACCUGUUCUUCCACAGUCUGGGGGAACGAGUCCUCAAACUCCCAGACACAACGUCAAUAUUUGCACUAAAGGAGAUUCAGUUACAGAAGGAGAUGGGGCUGCGAUCAGCUUCCCUGCCCGAAUCAGGCAGCGCCGCGUUCCGGGUAGUGGACACUGAAUUUUAGCCUACAGGCCAGUAAAUGGGCAGAAUGGACGACCAAGCCUGCUGCUUUAAAGCCCACAGAUGGAUCCAGGUUGGUGGGGGCCAGAAGCAAAACCAACUCCCCCCACAUAUGCGGACAUCCCCAUCAACUGCUUCUUUAUAAUGAACUGUGGAGUGAGGACUUGGGAUUUCGCAGGGGUGAGGGUGUCUGUACGCGGGGGGCCUGAUUGCUCAGAGCUGAAGAGAAGCACGACCUGCCCCCAGGCAUCCAGGCCAGGCACUGAUGCCUUCUGCUGCUGGGAUGGACUCUCUCCCUCCCACCCCCACACACAUGGUGUUUCAUUUUAUUUUUUAAGUUUUAUUUUUUCAAUGCAAUAUUAUAAAUAUUAUAUUUGCAGAUAUCUAUAAAGAGAGACACCCCCGCCCUUACCUCUCCAGUGGUGGAGAGUGUACAGUAUUAACAAGGGAGCCAGCACCCAGCCCACCUCACCCUGGAGCAGGGAGAGAGAAUCACAGAGGAGAGAGAAGUCGCCCAGGGGGAUUGGGCUGCUGACCAUCCUCUGCACUCCAUUCAGCAGGAGGAGGAGGUGGCAACAGCAGCGGGGGAUUGGGCUCGGGGUUCCAUUGCUGUUUUGGGAGGUGGGUGGAUUUCUGUUUCCCCUUUCCCUCCCCCGGUUCCAGUUGCCUCUCUACAGAGCUGGGCUGGCAGUUCUUCUGAUGCAGAUGGUUGCGGAGGAGCCCAGUUCUUGGGAAGGCAAGCAGGAAUCCUUACAGGCCUCCCUGAAUUGUAGGGAAUACAAUCCCUCUUUCCCUGCUCCUUCACCUUCCCCAUUGUUCACCUGGGUGACUUGCCAGGCAGUCUCCCCAUUUCCCAAGCUGCUUUGGAUCAGGUGUGUCAUCUGCGUGUCCCUCGUUUUCUCUUUGCACCAAAGCCAAGUCUCCCUGGCUUGUGUCUUCCUUAGGUCUCAGUCCAUGCCUUGCUCAGGCUCUCCCCACAUACUGGGCCAGUGCUAUCCAUUUCAGUUGAGUUGCUCCAUCAAUCAGUCCUGCCUCUUUCAUAACUUGCUUUGUACUCAGGGUUUGCAAUCACUCCUUUGCCUUUGCAGGCACAAGCGCCCGAGCACCUGCUGCACCAGCCCCCAACUGUUCUGGCAGGGCUUGUGUAGGGGAUGUCCCUGGUGGUUUGUGCCUUGUUUCUCCCUUACUCCCUUCAUACUGACCAUGUCCUAUGUUCCUUGGAUGAUCACUCCCUGUUCUGAAAAUCCAAAAGAUAAUGUUUUUCAUGGCUCCCAUCUGGACCCUUCUCAGAUGUUAUGGUACUUACUACAUAGAUGAACAGUCUGUGGUCCUCCAGUUGCUGUUGGACUUCAACUCCCAGCAAGCAUGAGCUGUGGUCAAGGGUGAUGGGAGUUGUAAGCCCUCAAAAUCUGGAGGUCAACCAGUUGUCCACCACCUCUGCCUUACUUGGUCUUCAUGCAGAUAUUUGUGUUCCAUUUACCUGAAUCCUUGUUUCAGUAUUCUUUAGGCUUCCACAUUAGUCUCUGCAGGCUAACACACUGACUUUCCCUGGAAAUGGUUUCUCAGUCCUUAGACAGUGACUGAGUCCCUUUGGCCCUGCCCUGUAUUAAAAGUAAACCAAAACCUUUUCUGGAAUUAAACCAACAUCAGCCCUAACUCACGGGGCCAUGAGCAACCCUUCCUGAGAGCUGCUGGAAGGUUAACUGGUCUUUUCCUGAACUGUAUUAGCACUCUCAAAGAUGAACCAGUUCCUGUCCAGGCCUCCUUGAACAAAUUCAGUCCCUCUUGUUUUAUCAAACAUCAGGCUGAAAAUUACUCAGUCCCCAGGGCUGUGUUUUUAUGCAGAAUUACUACCUGUGGCUUCUGCUUGGUAACACAGAUCAGCUCCUUAAAUGUGAAUCAAUCCUGGCUUUUUCUCCUUUCAGAAAGGCUUCCUAGUCUCUCCAUAGCACCAAAAACUCGGUGGCUUCUGGAUGUGGCCAACUAAAACUUUCACCAUUCUUGGACAACUGGACAUGUGGGGGACCUAGUUUGGGAUGAGGGGCACUGGGAUGGGGGAAACUGAUCUGGGCAUAGAAAUGCCUGAGGAAUCCUGCUCGGACAUGGAGAUCUCCACAGAUUUCCCUUCCUUCCAACUUGACUCCUGAGUGGCUCCUCAGAGGAACCUGGCAAUGUCUCCUGCGCUCACCCCCAGUUUUGGGAGCCCACCAGUAUCACGGCUCCCCAUUUGGCCAAGAUUGUUCCUUUCAGCUCAGGGCACAGUGGCCUGGGUUUGCAAAGCUGUAGGAUGUGGAUCCAGAUCCUACAUUUGCUUGCCGUGUGUGUAGACAAGGUGACACCCAACUUUCCUCCCUUUGAUCUAUCUAUCUAUAUAGUACAUAUAUAAUGUGUGUUCGUGUGUAUAUAUGUACAUAUGUAACCAUUUUUAUAUGCAGCAUGAAGUGCUUGUAAGGUUCACAAAUCUUCCCCUUCCCCUAAUGAGAGCCAUAUUAUUAUUCUGAUUAUUAUAACCCUCAGGCAACGUAAAGGAUUUCUGAAGGUGCCUCUCUAUAGAGGUCAUGCAGAAAUGUAGCCUGCCUUAUGCUGGGAUGCAAGGAACGAGUGGUGCAUGAGAGCUUUUGGCUUGGCACUCAGGUGCAGCUGCCUUUUGUAGGGGAGAAAUCUGAGGACUCUGCCAACAUACACAAGGCAUCCCCCAAUGGCAAAGGAGUUCCACCACAAAGAGGCCCAGGGUUACCAUUGCUCAGGGGAUAGAAGAGGGUUGUGUUUACAAAGGGGCCCUAAGAAGCAAGAAAGACCCACCCCUUCAGUGGGUAUCCUUUUCAGCCCCCUAACCUGCCUGCAUGACCCUCCCUUCUGCUCCUGUCUGCUUGGAUCUGCUCUAAAUUCUGACCUCGUAGUUCCUUCCCAGCCCCCCCUCACUCUGGGUUGCACCUUAAGACCGAAGCACUUGUGAUAGUUCAGGGCUAGGCAACUGUGAGGUGGACCCAUUUCUUGAUCGCGUUCAAUCAUGUGUGCCAUCUUUCUGCCUAGACCUGCUUCUUGCAGGGUGUUGGGUCUUCAAGGUUCCAAAAGAGUCUUGCUGCCCUCUCUAGGGUGGAAGAUUGCCCUGCCUCUAGCAGGAGCUUUCUAUAUGGGGUAUGUGUGCGCAUUCUGUUGUUCCUUUUCCUGCACUCCACCAUGCAGACAGGGUGCUUAACUGUGGUCAAGCACUAGUCAUGGGCUUGUUGCCUUAACCUUGAUUAAGUUGCUGGAUGUACAGUGAGCUACAGUUUAAUUUGCAUGCUAAAUCCUGCACCUACAGGAGCAUGUAAACAUCAAGGUAAAGAAACUGCCUUAACCUUGACUUGUCUGUGAAAAUAUAAUGGAUAUCCACAGGUCAUGCAAACCAUGGUUUGUGAGCCUCUCUGCCAACCAUGGUUUCAGAUCCUGAUUUGUGGUCCAUUCCUUAACAAUGGUUUAGGCAUCAAGCCAUAGUGCUAAACCAUGGUUAGUUCAAGGUAUGUCUGCUUUGGUCCUGUAGGAGCUCAUGUUACAGUGUAGUAUGAGUGGAAGAGCAGAAGGACACUGGCAAAGAUACAUGGUGCUGAUUCUUUUUGGUCCAGAAUCCAGUCUAUUUAGGUUUGUGAAACUGCUUCCUAUUUCAUCUGCUGCUGGAAGAGAAGAAACAGAGUUCCCCAGUACAAGAAAAUGUAGCAAAGGUGGAUGCAACAAGAGAUACCUCUAUUUUGCAAAUAGAAACUGAGUUGCUGGGACUUCCCAGAAGGAACUGUGGGAGUUGUCAAUUUUGAGGAGACUGCUCAGUGUGUGGUUGAGGUGUAGAGCCUGUAGAGAGAAAUUGGGAUUCUCAAGAUUUGAAACAGGGCCAAAUGCCAGGGCAACUAAGUCAGUUCCUUUCUAGCCUAGAUGUAUUCUCAGUCCACACACAUGAGGAAGGAGAUUGGAUCUUUGCAUGAGAGGGAAGCCCAAGAUGGCCUACUGGACAAUGAAUAUACAGCGGAUCCGGACUUCACUUUUUUGUGGGGGGAAAGGGGAAAUCCUCAGAACCUGUUUCUGGGCUGGAUGUAAUCCACCCUUUCUUGCAGCAAACAGAAACCCUGGAAUGGAUAAUCAUUAGCCUAUGGAAUGGACUAUCUCUAUGUGCUCCUCCACUUUUCCCUCCACCUUUGAUACAGAGAUAAGUUCUCCCAGUAUGGAAAAGGAAACUCCUGUUCUUGUACAUAACUUGAAUCAAGGGAGCAGUUUUUGGAUGAAAAGGUCAGAAAUGACCACAACAGACCACAAAGUCCCCUGGGGAAGGAAACAAGCAGAAUUCUCUCUCCCAGAUGCUCCCUCCACAUCCCUAUCCAGGGUGAACAAAUGCACCAUAUCCAAACGUACAGAACUGAUUAAAAGUCUCCAACAAUU
Molecule: messenger RNA, 6100 nt
Organism: Varanus komodoensis (Komodo dragon)
Lineage: Eukaryota; Metazoa; Chordata; Lepidosauria; Squamata; Varanidae
Gene: CDK16
Product: cyclin dependent kinase 16
Exons: 18
Coding region: 150-1697 (515 amino acids)
Biological process (GO): protein phosphorylation; neuron projection development; exocytosis
Cellular component (GO): cytoplasm; nucleus; synaptic vesicle
Molecular function (GO): protein kinase activity; ATP binding
Source: RefSeq, a predicted model, not a curated record